Hipposideros armiger (great roundleaf bat) is the source of this 300-nucleotide messenger RNA. RefSeq names its product U6 snRNA-associated Sm-like protein LSm6. Gene Ontology annotation, biological process: maturation of SSU-rRNA; mRNA splicing, via spliceosome. Gene Ontology annotation, cellular component: nucleolus; P-body; U6 snRNP. The transcript is spliced from 3 exons. NCBI's taxonomy places the organism in Eukaryota, Metazoa, Chordata, Mammalia, Chiroptera, Hipposideridae. The coding region runs from base 1 to 243 and encodes 80 amino acids. The record is from RefSeq and is a predicted model, not a curated record. Gene Ontology annotation, molecular function: RNA binding.
AUGAGUCUGCGGAAGCAAACCCCCAGUGACUUCUUAAAGCAAAUCAUUGGACGACCCGUUGUGGUAAAAUUAAAUUCUGGAGUGGAUUAUCGAGGGGUCCUGGCUUGCCUGGAUGGCUACAUGAACAUAGCCUUGGAGCAGACGGAAGAAUACGUAAAUGGACAACUCAAGAAUAAGUAUGGGGAUGCAUUUAUCCGUGGAAAUAACGUGUUGUACAUAAGCACACAGAAGAGAAGGAUGUGACGACACCAAGAGUACAAUACUUUUCAGACUCGGAUAUAUUUUUUAUGGGAUUUUGGU